Molecule: messenger RNA, 567 nt
Organism: Fusarium fujikuroi IMI 58289
Lineage: Eukaryota; Fungi; Ascomycota; Sordariomycetes; Hypocreales; Nectriaceae
Exons: 3
Coding region: 1-567 (188 amino acids)
Biological process (GO): transmembrane transport
Cellular component (GO): membrane
Molecular function (GO): transmembrane transporter activity
Source: RefSeq, a predicted model, not a curated record
AUGUCGGCGACAGGCUAUGCCAGUGGCUUUCAACAGUAUCCCAUAAACUUCUGGCUCUGCACGCUCCUGUUAUUUCUCGUGGAGCUCGGUUGUGCGAUCCUUGCUGCCCCUUCGCCAAUGCUUCUAGAGACAGCCGUUUGUCGGUACCAUUUUGAGAAAGGCAGACAACUUCUUAAUGGAGAGCCAGCAGAUGAGUUUUGCAGGAGCAAGGAGGUACAAGUGCAUUUCGCAUUCGUGAUAACUGUGCUAUCAACGCUGUCGACAUUGGCUGCGACGAUGAUGCAAGUCCCCAUGGGCCUCCUUGGGGAUAAAGGCGGCCUUCGGCUUGCCUUUUUGCUGAAUGCCACCAGUACUAUCUUUUACUGGGGAUGCAUAGCAAUAGUAGGAUCGCAGCAAAACCUUCCACUCUGGAGCUUCUAUCUCUCACCAGUAUUCGUUCUCUUAGGAGGAGGACUAUGGGUGACUGGCACACUUGUUUUUGCUGCCGUUAGCGACAGUGUCAAGCCAGAACAGAGGCAUGCUCCAACCUCAUCAUUCUCAACCCCAGAACUGACGUGGCCGUCGUAG